UUGUUCACUCAGGGUAUCCUACAGUCAACAUCUUCACUCCCAUCAUCACCUGAAGGGUCACGUUUUUCAAGUGCAGUUGGUGAACGACGUUCAUCUAAUAAGCCUAAAACGUAUACGUGCAAACAAUGUUCUCAUAUAAGUACAUCCAAAGAAGAGCAGUGGACGCAUUCUCGUAGUCAUAUACCUCGAGAGAAGCAACUCAAUUGUCAAAUGUGUGGUUUUGUCACCGAAUAUAAACAUCAUCUGGAAUAUCACGUGCGGAAUCAUUCGGGCGCAAAACCUUUUCAAUGUUCGAAAUGUUCCUAUCAGUGUGUGAAUAAAUCGAUGUUGAACUCGCAUAUGAAAUCACAUACGAAUGUUUAUCAGUAUCGUUGCCGAGAUUGUGCAUAUGCUACAAAAUAUUGUCACAGCCUUAAGCUGCAUCUCAAGAAGUAUAAUCAUACUCGUAAAGAAAUCACCGUUGAAGACCGACAACAAAACGGUCGGUUUUUUAAAAGAUUCUAUUAA
Molecule: messenger RNA, 507 nt
Organism: Dracunculus medinensis (Guinea worm)
Lineage: Eukaryota; Metazoa; Nematoda; Chromadorea; Rhabditida; Dracunculidae
Source: the annotation of a GenBank genome assembly